This is a messenger RNA of Brassica oleracea var. oleracea, 484 nucleotides long. RefSeq lists its product as uncharacterized. The coding region runs from base 123 to 452 and encodes 109 amino acids. The record is from RefSeq and is a predicted model, not a curated record. The transcript has 2 exons. NCBI's taxonomy places the organism in Eukaryota, Viridiplantae, Streptophyta, Magnoliopsida, Brassicales, Brassicaceae.
GUUUAUAUUGAUUAAGAAGUUGUCUCUUCUCAAACCUGUUUUUGUAUUUUCUGCUUUAUUAUUAGGGAUGAAACAAAUAUCCAUCUUUAGUUAGAGAAAAAAAAUCAGAAUUGUGUUGAGAAAUGAAAGGAAGGGCCUACGUAAUGAUCUUCUUCUUCUGGGCUCUUCUCACUAUCAUCACCCCAAUGCUAGUUAGCUGGUCUCAGGCUCUCAAAGAACAUAAUAAAAAGGACUCCGGUCCAAGGAGAAUGAUGGGAUAUUCAGCAGAAAUGAUUUUGACAAGAGAGAUUGUUGAACGCUUAGAAGAAGAAGUAGAGUUGAUGAUGAAGCCGUCAAUGGCGCCUGCCCCUGAAGAUAGCUCUGUUUUACCAUCCAAGAAUCAAACUUCGAAGGGGAUAAACCAACAAGAAGGAUCAGUCACUAAACAUAAACCUCCCAUGAGUUUGCGAUAAAUUUCUUUGAAUAUUUUCUUUUUAUAUGUCUA